ACGCCUCCGGCGGCCGGGCCUCUCCUCCCGUAAGGCACCGCCCCCGGGCCAGCCUGUUUUCCUCUCCUGGGCGCGAGAAGCUACCCGCAAAGGCUGGUACGGCGCUCGGAACUUGACGUUAUGGGGCUUCCGGAGGAGCGGGGCCGGAGCGGGAACGGGAGCGGGAGCGGGGAGCGGGAGGAGUCUGGACCCCGGAGCCGGGUGCGGAGUUGGUCUCCGCCGCCCGAGGUCAGCCGUUCAGCGCACGUCUCUUCGCUGCAGCGCUACCGCGAGCUGCACCGGCGCUCUGUGGAGGAGCCGCGAGAGUUUUGGGGAGACAUUGCCAAGGAAUUUUACUGGAAGACCUCAUGUCCUGGCCCAUUCCUCCAGUACAAUUUUGAUGUGACUAAAGGAAAAAUCUUCAUCGAGUGGAUGAAAGGAGCAACUACCAACAUCUGCUACAACGUACUGGAUCGAAUUGUCCAUGAGAAAAAACUUGGCGAUAAAGUUGCUUUUUACUGGGAGGGCAAUGAACCAGAGGAGACCACCCAGAUCACAUAUCGUGAGCUUCUGAUCCAAGUGUGUCGAUUCAGCAAUGUUCUCCAAAAACAGGGUAUUCGGAAGGGCGACCGGGUGGCCAUCUACAUGCCCAUGAUACCAGAGCUCGUGGUGGCCAUGCUGGCGUGUGCCCGCCUUGGGGCUCUGCACUCCAUUGUGUUUGCAGGCUUCUCUGCAGAGUCUCUAUGUGAACGGAUCCUGGAUUCCAGUUGCAGCCUUCUUAUCACUACAGAUGCCUUCUACAGGGGGGAAAAGCUUGUGAACCUGAAGGAACUGGCUGACGAGGCCCUGGAGAAGUGUCGGGAGAAGGGCUUCCCUGUGAGAUGCUGCAUUGUGGUCAAGCACCUGGGGCGGGCAGAGCUGGGCACAAGUGACUCUCCCAGCCAGUCUCCCCCCAUUAAGAGGCCAUGCCCGGAUGUGCAGGGUAAGCUGAAAGAGAAACCCAAGCGCAUCUGGCCCCAGAUCUCCUGGAACCAAGGGAUUGACUUGUGGUGGCAUGAACUCAUGCAAGAGGCAGAGGAUGAGUGUGAGCCUGAGUGGUGUGAUGCUGAGGACCCACUCUUCAUCCUGUACACCAGUGGCUCCACAGGCAAACCCAAGGGUGUAGUACACACUGUUGGGGGCUACAUGCUCUAUGUGGCCACAACCUUCAAGUAUGUGUUUGACUUCCACGCAGAGGAUGUGUUCUGGUGCACAGCAGACAUCGGCUGGAUCACUGGCCAUUCCUACGUCACCUAUGGGCCAUUGGCCAAUGGCGCCACCAGUGUUUUGUUUGAGGGGAUUCCCACAUACCCGGAUGUGAGCCGCCUGUGGAGCAUCGUGGAUAAGUACAAGGUGACCAAGUUCUAUACAGCACCCACAGCCAUCCGCCUGCUCAUGAAGUUUGGAGAUGAGCCUGUCACCAGGCAUAGCCGGGCAUCAUUACAGGUGCUAGGCACAGUGGGUGAACCCAUUAACCCUGAGGCCUGGCUGUGGUACCACCGGGUGGUCGGUGCCCAGCGCUGUUCCAUCGUGGACACCUUCUGGCAGACAGAGACAGGUGGCCAUAUGCUGACCCCCCUCCCUGGUGCCACACCAAUGAAGCCUGGUUCUGCUACCUUCCCGUUCUUUGGUGUUGCCCCUGCAAUCUUGAAUGAGUCUGGGGAAGAGUUGGAAGGUGAAGCUGAAGGUUACCUGGUGUUCAAGCAGCCCUGGCCAGGAAUCAUGCGCACAGUCUAUGGGAACCAUGAACGCUUUGAGGCCACCUACUUUAAGAAGUUCCCUGGGUACUAUGUGACAGGAGAUGGCUGCCGACGGGACCAGGAUGGCUAUUAUUGGAUCACUGGAAGGAUUGAUGACAUGCUGAAUGUAUCUGGACACCUGCUGAGCACAGCAGAGGUGGAGUCAGCACUUGUGGAACAUGAGGCUAUUGCAGAGGCAGCUGUGGUCGGCCAUCCUCAUCCUGUGAAGGGCGAAUGCCUCUACUGCUUUGUCACCCUGUGUGAUGGCUACACCUUCAGCCCCACCCUCAUCGAGGAACUCAAGAAGCAGAUUAGAGAAAAAAUCGGCCCCAUUGCCACACCGGAUUAUAUCCAGAAUGCACCUGGCUUGCCUAAAACCCGCUCAGGGAAAAUUAUGAGGCGGGUGCUUCGGAAGAUUGCUCAGAAUGACCACGACCUGGGGGACACGUCUACUGUGGCUGACCCAACUGUCAUCUGCCAGCUCUUCAACCACCGCUGCCUGACCAUCCAGUAAACAAGACCCUGCCCUUCACCCAGGCUUGCCCCUGCUUGGCUUUGCAAAGUUUUCCCAUCCUCCCUGCCCCCAUCCAGGAGUACUGAGGGCCAGUGCAGACCCAUACCACUGUCUGGGACUGAGGACCAGCUUUGCCCCUGUGUGGAGGCAACUUCCUGUGGUUGCCAGAUAGAUAGGACAUGGCCCAGGUUAGCAUCAGCUUGCUGCUGAGCCCCUAGACUUUAAGAGCCCUUGGAGCCCAGAACAGGACCUGAAGGUCAUGUCCCUUACUCAAGUUAAGGAUGUAGAGGGCAAGUGAGGGCCUAGACUGAAGCAGGUAAGCAGCUCUGUAAUCCUGUCAGCUCUCUCAGGAAGCACCACUACUUAUCUUGGGUAUGCAUUUUCCCUUAGAAAUGCCUGUUUGUGAGUCCCAGAACAAUUGAUUAUUAUUUUUUUAAAUACUUUUCUGGUUCUGUUCUGGAUCUGAAUUCCCUUUUGUGCCAGAUGGCAGUGCUUUUCUGCCCAUUUGCUUCAGGGGCUAUGCAGGCAGGCUCAGUUUCCAGAGGGUUUUCAGAUUAUCUGCUGCUUUGCUGGAGUAAAUGUGUUUUGUUCUUAGGGCCAGAAGAGCUCAUCUUCCUUGUCCUCUGUUCCCAUCCUUCCAUGAACAGUCCUUCCCAUAAGAGACACUCUCAGAUGAAAUUCUUCUUGCUCCAGUCAUGCUCAGGCCCUAUGGUUAUAGGAAUAAAGUCUGUGACCUUAAGAAGGCAGUGACUUGUUUUCUUAGGUGUCUUACAGACUGUGUACUUGCUAGCUGUUCUGAUUUGUGUGGGGGAUGGGAAAGGGAGUGGUUUUCCCCAGGCAUACCCCAAUAUCCUAUUUCCAGAACUUUUGGUUUGGGCAGAUCUAGGCAGGGCUUCAUUUAUAGGCCCUUUGGCAAGCUCCUGAAUUAAGCAGGAAAGCAACUAAAGCCAGUUCACACCUGUGAUGUCCCAUCAUGGCUGCAUUAUUUCCUGAGCUCCUGCCAAGGGACCCUCUUCUCCGUAUGAUCCUACGGGAGCAUUACUGACCUCCCUAUGAUCUGGAACGCCUUUCCCUGAGCACCAGUGCUUGCUAUCUGGAAUCCUGCUGCCAACCAUCUGUAAUCACAGCAACCUGGAGCAUCACUGCUGGCUGGAAAUGGUUGCUACUAGGGUCAAGCCUUCCAAUGGGAAGCCACUGAUCCCUCUCUGCCAUGGAUUCUGACCUCUCUUCAGGCCUUCCAAGCUCUUUCUCACUCAGGUACUGUUUCUUCAAGCUGGAAUACUACUUUAUACAAUGAGGGAGCAAGACUAGAUGAACAGUGAUGUCCCUUCUCUCCUUGACAUACUAAGACCUAAUUACAAGUGGAAACUGCUACAGGAGAAACACAUGACCCAGGGCCUGGGAAGAAAUAGUUGGAAUUGGAGAUCCCUGUUCCUGCCUGUGACCGUAGGCCUAUUAGGCUUUCACCCCACCAGUGUGCCCAGUGUUGCCCAGGGUACCCACCGGUGCACAGCUGGGGUACGGGAGGCCAGGCCCCCAAAGCUGGCAGAGAUGGUGUUGAUUUCAAUCUGUUUCAGGACUGGGGAGCCAUCUGCAUUGCGCUGGAACAUGUAGUCUGAGCGGUUCAGGCCCAGGAACACAGUCUGUGGGGAAAACUGAAGGCUGAGUACAUUUGCCCAGGGCUGAUUGAGGGCCUAGCCACAGAACAGACAGGUAACAUGAAUUCUACAUAGAGAUCAGAGUUGCAGGCUAAUGCUCCAAAACCUAGUGGAAUCAUUCUUUUGGUCAUCCCAGGAUUGGUCACUGAUGUACAAACCUAGUGGAGACCAACAAGAGGCAGAUUUCCAUGAGCUCAGGGCCUGGGCCAAUUUCUUCUGGUAAAAAAAAAAAAAAGGGAGGGACAGGUCCUAGAUUGGGGUGGAGUGGGGACUGGUUACCUGAGCAAUGCCUUCUUUCAGGACUUGCUUGUAGAUGUUAAAGAGGCGAGCAGUGAAGUUGUCCCUUUUGAUGGUGCUGGAGGAGGAAAUAGAGCAUUUUCUAGGCUAAAUGGGAUCUUAAAGAUCAAAUAGUUCUACCCUCAUCCAUUGCCUCCUGAAUCUUUCAGUCUGCUGACCCAAACUUGAACAGCCACAUCAACCUGAUAGACAAUAGUGGUUUAGAACUCAGGUCUAGAGCCAGAUAACCUGAGUUCAAAUCCCGGCUCUACCACUCACCACUAGGCAACCUUAGAGAAUUAUUUCACUGUGUGUCUCAGUUUGCUCAUCUGUAAAAGAUAAAAAUGAAAGAUGGAGAGGAAAAUAAUUUUACUUCUAUCAUAGAGUUGUGGUGAAGGGUAAAUGAGAUAUUAUAUGUACAGAACUGAGCAUAGUGUCUGGUCCUGAGAGAAACUAAGAAAUGUCAUGUGAUAAAACCAUUCCAUCUUUGAAUAUCUCUGAUGGUUGGUAAACCUUCUGGUCGACAUAACAUUAACUCUCCAUAGCUUCUCCUACACUCUGGGGCUUCCAAGGACAAGUCUUUUCCACCUCUUAUACAGCAACUCUCAGAGAUUAAAAGACAGCAGUUAUGCUCUGUGCACCAAAGCAUUCUUCUGACUCAAGCUAAAUAUCCUUUUUUUUUUUUCUUCAGCCAGUCCUCAUAUGAUAUGAUUUCCUCAGGGCAACCUUCCCUAUCUGGAUCAGAUCCUCCUGCCAUGUGCUCUUAGAACACUGUGGACCUCUCCUUUGUAGUACAGAUUAGUUUUAAGUUUCUGUUUUAUUUCUGUGAUAACUAAUGUCACCUCUCCUAUUUGCCUAUAAACCACAUGAGGGUAGAGACUUUGUCUGUGGUAGCUCAUCAUCAUGGCCCAGUGUGCUGCUGUGACAUGUUAUAUGAAGUAGGAGUCCAUCCAGUGUGGAAGAGGCACCCACAGGUAACUAACACCACACUUGUUGUCUGUCAAGAUUCAGGGCAGUCUCUACAUCCCUGCUCAAGCCUAACUCACUCUCCUCACUUGUUACAGGGACCCCACUGAGCCCAUGUAGCUCAGGCCUGCCCUGCAGUUCCUCUGUUCCCCAGCCAGCUCUUUCAUGAGGCCUUUCCCAGCCCUUGGUGAGGAGAGUCCCCAGCUGGGCUUCAGCCUCCAAGAAAGUUGAGACACAUUUUUGCUUUACUGAAGAGGUGUGUCCCUUCAACCUAGGUCCCAGGCUGCUAUUCUAGCACAUGUGAUACUAGGGCUCUAUUCCCAUACAAGCUAGGGUUUGUGUGUAUUUCAGAGGACAGAGAAACAGGGAAGGCAAGGUUGUAGACAUGGACUGCAGGAAAGGUCUCCACAUAAUUGCAUCUUUAGGGCAAAGAUCAUAAAUCAGGUUGCUCAUAUAUUCUGCAAUCCAGAAUCAGAGGUACAAAAGCCAGGCCCACCCCGAAAAAGACCUGGGGGGAAGGUGGUGGUAGGGUUUGUACAUUCAUAACUCAUUGCAUUUUUAGUUUCAAGUCAAUGGUUUCCAAAUUUCUUACCAUUAUGAUCCCUUCCCAUAUUCACCUUCACACCAAUGUGCACAUUUUUAAAAGAUUGUAUCUCUGGGGUGGCUGGCUGGCUCAGUCAGUGGAGCAUGCGACUCUUGGUCUCGGGGUUUUGAGUUCAAGCCCCAUGUUGGGUGUAGAGAUUACUUAAAGAUAAAAUCUUAAAAAAAUUUUUUGUCUCUAACAAAAUAAUUGUUUUCUUUUGAAAAAUUAAUCAGACAUGCAAGUAUGUAUGUCUAGUCUGUUUAUGUAUACACACACACACACACACACACUUAUUUAUUUAAUUCUAAAAUAAAGAAUUUGGGGCGCCUGCGUGGCUCAGUCGGUUGAGCGUCCGACUUCAGCUCAGGUCAUGAUCUCGCGGUCUGAGUCUGAGCCCCGCGUCGGGCUCUGUGCUGGCAGCUCAGAGCCUGGAGCCUGCUUCGGAAUCUGUGUCUCCCUCUCUCUCUGACCCUCCCUCACUCAUGCUCUGUCUCUCUCUGUCAAAAAUAAAUAAACAUUAAAAAUUUUUUUAAAAAUAAAGAAUUUAAUUCUAAAGUAAAGAGAGGGGCCUGAGUGGCUCAGUCAGUUGAGUGUCCAACUUUGGCUCAUGUCAUGAGUUCGAGCUCUGUCAUGAGUUCACGUCAUGGCUCAUGUCAUGAGUUCGAGCUGACAGCUUAGAGCCUGGAACCUGCUUCGAGUUCUGUGUGUGUCUCUCUCUGCUCCUCCCCCACUCAGACUCUGUCUCUCUGUCUCUGUCUCUCUCAAAAAUGAAUAAACAUUAGAAAAAAAAAUUGAAAGUAAAGGAAUUUCCCUUGUCCCAGGGCCUGAAGAUAAAAAAAGGAUUAAGGGAGAAGAGACAGAGCGGUGGAUGGGGUGAACCAUUUCAGGAGUUCUGUAUCCUCAUGCCCUGGGUGGGGCCCAGUCUACCCCCCCAUCUCACCCAGAGAUAAGAGGGCUGAGGAAAAGAAGUUAGAAAUCUGACUUUAAACCCAGUAAUCUCCUUUGCCCUUUGUUUUCCCUAAAACAAUGCUGACAUUCCCUAAUUCCAAAUAGAAAUCUCAGUCAUCAAAGCAAGGGGCCAUGGAUCAGAGAAUCACAGAAUGUGAUUGGAAGAGAUCUUAGAUUUACGCCAACAUCCCUACAUUACAGAUGAAGUAAUUGAGGCACAGAGAAAGAAAGGAAUUUGCUUGCAGCCAUAUAAAUGAGGAUUAGAGCCAGGAUUAAAAGCCAGCCCUCUUGACUUCUGUUCUACUACUUUUGUUUUCUCUGGGGGGUACCUGUCCCCAACCCCACCAAGUCAGCUGCCAGAGCAACAUCUCAUGGCUCCUCAGUCUUCCAGUCCCUUGGGUUCCAGCAACUCCCGGCCCCUAUUGCCCCAUCACCCAGUACCUGGAGAGAGUCUGCUCCAGAAAGGCUGCAUUCUGGCUGACAGCAUCCACCAGCAUGUUAAAGUCCAUCUGCACAGCAUAGGCCUGCUCCAGCAGGGCACUGGGGACCAGUGAAGGGAAGAGCGUGAAUGGGGCAUAGCUUACCACCUGAUCAAGGAGAAAGAGCGGGCAGGGUUAGAACACCUGUAAAUGGGCUGUUUUCUUGUAAACAUAAUCCCAUGAAAAGUGUAACCUACAUUUAUUGACACACAAACUGCCGAAUAGUGGUUACCUCUGUGAAGGGAGGGAGAAAACAGGAUGAUGAAGGGAUAUAAUGGGAACUUUCAGACUCUGUAAUAUUCUAUCUCUUUACAUUAAAAAAAAAAAAAAAAAAAAAAAAAACAGAAGCAAAACAGCCAAAACAAAUAAACAAAACCACAAAAAAUUGAGCACUUACUGUGUACAAGGCAGUUUUAAAUACCUUACAUGGAUGCGUCAUUUAACUCUGUGAGGCAGAUACUAUUAUUAUCUGUUCUUUUUUUUAAUGUUUUAUUUAUUUUUGAGAGACAGAGCACGAGCAGGGGAAGGGCAGAGAGAAAGGGAGACAAUCAGAAGCGGGCUCCAGCUGAGCUAUCAGCACAGAACCUGAUGCAGGGCUUGAACCCACAAAGAGUGAGAUCAUGACCUGAGCCAUAGUUGGACACUUAACCAAGUGAGCCACCCAGGCGCCCCUAUUAUUAUCUAUUCUUAAUAAAUAGAUAAAGGGAAUUGAGUCUCAGAUUAAGUAACAUGUCCAAAAUUAUAUAAAGCUGUUACAUGGCACUGGGAUUUGAACCAAGGUGGUUAAUAAACAACACACACACACACACACACACACACACACACAGCUCCUAGCCAGGGUCCUAAACCCAGGACCCUCGUGCCAGGAGCUCCCACCCCAGCCCCCUUGCCUUCUGGUUGGGGCAGAGGGAGAGUCCUGCUGGUAGGGCUGCAUCAGAAGUGAUCUCUGGCCCCCAGAGUAGAAGUUAGGAGUGGUUUCUCCCCAGUGUUGGAGACAGUGACUCAGGUUGCCAGACCUGGAGUUAGGCUGCAUUCUGAGUUCUUUGGACUUUGGCAGAACCAGGAAACCCAAAUACCCAUCUGGAACACUAUUUCUAGAAGGGGAUAAUGCAUUUGGAGAUUCACAACAACAAAUGAACUAGAAUUUGGGUAGGAGAUGAUAAAAUGACCUUGUGAUUUAUAUUAUGAUGUAUUCCUGAGUUUAACCUCUGAGUUAAUAUCAAUUUGCCAUUAUCAUAGUAUGAGUUUAUGACAUUAGAACUUGGCAUUUAUAUAUUUAAAAAUAUUUUUUGAACAAAUGAUACAAAAUUCAAGAGACAGAAGGAUACAUAGUGAAAAGUAUGUCUCAUUCCCUGAUGACCCAAUUCUCCUCCCCAGAAGCAAAUUGUAUACUAGUGUCUCACAUGUCCUUUAGACUAUAUGUAUAUACACAUUUUUCUUUUUUUACACACACAGAAGCACAUGGUACAUAUAUUGUUCUGUCCUUUGCUUUAUAAAUAUUUCAGAGACAUUUCCAUAUAUGUUCAAAUAGAUCUCAUUCUUUUUAAUGCCUGUAGAGUAUUCCAUUCUUUGGAUAUAAAAUAAUUUAUUAAUUCAAGUUUUGUCUUUUUUUUUUUUAAGUUUAUUUGUUUAUUUUGAGAGAGAGAGAGAGAGAGAGAGAGAGUACAAGUGGGGGAAGGCCAGAGAGAGGGAAUCCCAAGUAGGCUCCACACUAACAGCACAGAGCCCAAUGUGGGAUUUGAGCUUAUGAACCAUGAAAUUGUGACCUGAGCCAAAACCAAGAGUUGAACACUUAACUGAUUGAGCCACCCAGGCACCCCUGAAUCUAGCUUUCUGUUAUGAACAUAUAGGUGGUUUCCUCCCCCCACCCCAUUACAAUCAAUGCUUCAAUCAAUAUCCUAGAGUAUAUAUUCUAGGUAUUUUGUGUGUGAAAAAGUCCAUAAAUUAUAAAUUUAUAAAAAUGGAAAUGUCAGAUAAUUAGAGUAAAUCCACUUAAAAUUUUCAUAGAUAGUUCCCAAAUUACCUUCCUCAAAAUCUCAGAAGACAAAAGUGAGGAAGGAUAUUUGUGAGAAUAAGGUUUUUUCAGCUUGAAGCUUUUCUGUGUUAGGCUGGGAAUCACUGCAGAUUACAUAGGGGGUCACCUAAUACCCUGAGUGCAUGUGUGAUGACAAUAAGGGCAUUUCCUUGGCUUUAAAACUUAGAACUCUGCUUCCUCCAACAAGUCUCAUUUGGCCUGAAAAACUCACAAAGGCUUUUUCUAGUAAGACUUCCCUCUGCCUCUGUCCCCAUGACUCAUGCCCACUUGAAUUUGGGAUCCAUAGUAUACAGCUGUUCUCCACUGUGUAUAGGCCAAAGGCUGAAACACACAGUCUUUUAACUUUUUAUGGAGACACAGGCACAGAGUAAUAGUCUUCUACUCUGAGAAAAACGGUAGCAUGUGCAUGACAAUAAAAGAUAUCCAUAGUCAAAGAAACAAAGAGUGAUGGGAAGAAGAGCUCCUAUUUCACCUGAGGGGCCAGAUUUUUUUUAUUUCAUGAAAAAAAAAUCCAAACAAACAUUGGGCCUCACAUUUUAAAGACACUGAUGAAAAAACUGUUAACAAUGCUUGUCUCUGGGGAAGGAAACAGUGGCUAGAGGGAGGAGACUUAUUCUACACUGAAUUCCCUUUAAAUUUUGUAACCUGUUCAUGUUUGGUUUUUUUUUGUUUUUUUUUUAAUUAACUCCCUAAAUCUGCAGGGACCAGCUAUUAAUUCUGCACUUGGUUUGUCACCCCUACCUACAGGAUAAAGUUCAUGUUCCUCUUCCUCCCAGUAUCCAAAGCCUCUUGAUUAUCUGACUUCGACCUGUCUUCUGUCCCAUAUUCAGCUGCAUUCUCUUGAACAUUUUGUGCCUUUUCCUAUUUUAGACCCUCUGUUAUGCUGUUCUUUUCUAUUUAUUUUUUAAGAUCUAGUUCAAAUACAACUGAUGAGUUGCUCCUUCGUCUAGGUGUCCCAUACAGUUUCCUGAGAGAGGCAGUAAAGAAUGGAAGUUCAGAGCAUGAAGUCAGGUGGCAAACUCUUUGGGUUUGAAUUCUGGCUUUGCCAAUUCCACAACCAUUUGAAUGACCUCAGGCAAGUUACUUUACCUUUCUAGGCCUUGGUUUCCUCAUCUCUGUUGUGAAAUUUAAACGAGUUAGUGAUUUCAAGCUGUUAGAAUAGUGCCUGGCACAUAGUCAAUAAUAAACAGUAGCUAAUAUUGUGCAGCAGGCUCUCUAUGUUUCCUCAUAGAACUGACAUUUAAUUUUGUCUUGUGGCACAUUCUCCAACUAGACCAUGCGCUUUAGUGGCCAGAGUCUCUGGCUGACUCACCUGUGUCCUCAGUGUCUAGAAUGGCCUGGCAUAAAACAGGCACCUGACAAAGAUUUGGACUGAAAUCUCUUUCUCUUUCUCACAUCCGUACACAUACACAUAUUUCCUGUCUUUUUUCUUUUUGAUGUUUAUUUAUUUAUUGAGACAGAGAGAGAGAGAGAGAGAGAGAGAGAGAGCAAGCAUGAGUGGUGGAAGGGCAGAGAGAGAUAGAGACAGAGAGAAUUCCAAGCAGGCUCCACACUGUCAGCGCAGAGCCUGACAUGGACCUUCAAUCCACAAACCCAACAGUGAGAUCAUAAGCUGAGCCAAAAUCAAGAGUCGGACGCCUAACUGAGCCACCCAGGUGCCCCAUUUCCUGUCUUUUUUCUCUGAAUUGGGAAUCUCACUGAGGACUAUGCCUUUUCUAGGCUCCAUUAACUUCCAGAAAGACCAAGUGUUGGACCUUCACACAAUACCUAUUGAUUAAUAGAACAAAAAAAUCUUGGAGGGGAAAAUGCUUAAUCCUGGGUUCAGACAAACAGUUCACAUAAUGUAAAGUUCACAAAGCAAGCAAUUAUAUUCCCAAAGCCAGAGGCAGACCUUCCACAAUGUCAGCCUACCUUAGGUAACAGCCAUUCGCAUUCACUCAGGCCUCAGCAAAUAUUUAUGAGUCUGGACUCUCCACCAGGCCCUUAACUUAGUAAAAAAAAAAAAGAUGGUCGCAGCUCUUUAGUUACUCAUAUGGAUUGUCACAAGGUAUACUAGUAAGUAAAAAGAAAAAAGCAAGGCACAAAAGAGUUUGUCUAGGAUGCUUCUUUGUGUAAACAGUGGGAAAAAGGAAUAUAUACUUUUUUUGUUAUGAGUAAACUAUAGUAAACUAUAUGAAAGAAUAAACAAAAACGCUAAAACACAGCUUGUCUUCAGGUCAGGAGAACCGGAUGGCUAGGGAAUAUAGAAGAGAGGGUUAAACUGUAAACUCUAUGUCCUUUGAAUUUUGAACUAUGACAAUGUCUUACCAGUCACAAAAUAAAAACUUUUUUUUAAGGAUGAGACUUUUAAAAAAUGUGGUUUGGACUUAGCAGUUCUACUUUUAAAAGCAUCAACCCUACAGAAGUACCCAAACAGGCGUGUAUGUAGCUGUUCCCUAUAAUGCUGUUUAUAAUCAUAAAACAUUAGAAAUCAGGGGUACCUGGGUGGCUCAGUCAGUUAAGUGUCCAAGUCUUGAUUUCGACUGAGGUCAUGAUCUGACCGUUCAUGGGUUGAAGCCCCUCAUCAGGUUCUGCGCUGACAAUGCAGAGCCUGCCUGGGAUUCUCUCUCUCCCCCUCUCUCUGCCCCACCCCUGCUCAAGCUCUCUCUCUCUCUCAAAUAAAUAAACUUAAAAAAAAAAAGGGCAUUAAAAAAACACGUUAAAAAUCACCUAAAUAGAGGAAAGUUAAAAUGUGAUUCAUCUAUAUAUGGAACACUGUAUCAGAAUGAAGCUAAUCCUAAUGGAGGGAGUUGUAAAGAGUUCAACCGCAGAUUGUUAAAUGAAAAACAAAAACACAAUCACAAAAUAAUCUGCAUGAUCUGUGUGAUCCAAUUUGUGUUUUAGAAAACCAUAUAUUUUGGGGCACCUGGCUGGCUCAGUUGGAAGAGCAUGUGACUCUUGAUCUGAGGGUCAUGGGUUUGAGCCCCACAUUAGAUGUGGAGGUUACUUUAAAAAAAAAACUUAAAGGGGCACCUGGGUGGCUCAGUCGGUAAGCGUCCAACUUUGGCUCAGGUCAUGAUCUCACAGUUCGUGAGUUCGAGUGCCCCGUCGGGCUCUGUGCUGACGGCUUGGAGCCUGGAGCCUGCUUCAGAUUCUGGGUCGCCCUCUCUUUCUGCUCCUCCCCCACUCACACUCUCUCAAAAAUAAAAACAUUUUAAAAAAAACUUAAAAAGAAAAGAAAAUCAUAUAUUUCUUUAUAUACACAUAUAUGUAUAUAAAUGCACAGAGAAGGAUGUACACAGACCAGUUGUACAGAUAUACUCCCCCUCUGCAGUGUGAUUAGGUAGUCUUAAAAAAUAAUAGCUCACUGGACAAAGUGUUUCACAUGAAUUAUCUUCUCAUUCUCUUACCAACUUGAAGAGGCAGGUCCCAUUAUUAUCCCUUUUUUAUUCUAUGAAGAAACUGCAGCUGAGAGAGGUUAUGUAACUUACCUAAUUCAUACUAGAAACUCCAGACUUAAAUUUUAUGAUUACUCUCAGCAGGCUUUUUACAUAUAUCUAGAGAUCAAUUUUAGUUAUUGAAAAAGAUAAAAUAAAGCAAAAAAGAUGUCUCGACCUAAAGGAGCUGCUUUUAGCCUGGCAGGGACCAGAAAGUGAGCAUUAGGAUCCAGAGCAGUGUCGUCAGUGCUUGUGAGGAGGGGUCAGGGGCUUACAUCGGAGGAACUGGGCUCCUGCAAGGUCCUCAGCAGCACUCCCUCAGCCAGGGCCCGGUCCACAGCCUGCCGUGCCAGCUCCUCCAGCUGCUGCUCAUCCUGCAAGAGGCUCCCCCAGCCGGUGGCCAUCCCAACCUGCAACAGGAGAGGGGAAUGAUUGGUGAUGGGUUGCCUGGGGCCCACCCAGCAACCAAUGAAACUGGCAGUGUGGUACAGGGGAGUGAACACUGGAUGGCAGCUCUCAACUUCCAUGAGUGCAAAAUGGAAAGCCUGACAAAGCAUUUCCACUGCCACUCUCUUGGUUCCUAAUACAAUGAUGGCAUUAUUCUUACAGUAAGGAAGUGGAAUCUCAGACUGGUAAAACCUGGAUUUGAACCCAGGUCUCAGGACUCCCAGCCCAGGCCUUUUACAUUGGAGAAAGAGGCACUAAUGUCAUAUGUGAUUGGGGCAAGUUCCUUCCCCUCACAGAGUUGCAGAUUCUCUACCUGUGAAACAAGGGGUAUGAGGUAGACCAGUGGUUUCCAAAUCUGGCUAAAUAUUCUGGGGAGCCUGGUAAAGAAUACAGAUUCCUGGGCUCCACUCAGAGAUUCUCAUGCAAGAGGUCUGAUGAGUGGAGGGAAGGGCUGAAGCUCUGUAUUUUUAACAAAUUUAAAAUCACUGCAAGAGAGUAUUAAUUCCCCUUCUAGCUCCAACAACCCAGGUCAGCAAAUCUCAAAUUAUGUGGGGGGUGGGGGUAGGAGGAUCCCUUUGUAGAAUACUAUGAAAUGCAGAUAAGGUGAACUCCUCCCUCACACUAAGCAGAAGCAAGCUCAUUAGCAGGACAUGAUUACAUUCCCUAUAUGGACAUCUAUCAUCACAGCAGCAAGACAAAAUAUUUUUGAGAAAUCACAUUAGCAGAAUAGAAAUAACUGAAACCCAAGUGCCCAGUGUAAUAGGAUGAGGAGUCCAACUGGCUGCCCAGAGACACACAGAUAUGAACCAACUAACACCUUGAUACUAAUUUUACAGCAGGCCUCAAGGAUUUAAGAAGAUCUGAAUAAAAAUCUGGAAACACCAGUUAUUAAUUUUGGUUUGCCCUACUGUCAUUUGAUUUUAGGAAAAGAACAUGGCUACCCAGCUCAGUUGUCCCCAGAAAGGGAGCUAGAGAACAAGUAACAAACUGGAGAACAACAUUCAGUUCCAUCUCCUUCCCCUUAUAACAAAAUUGGUGCGAAACCAAUUAUGAAAAUCUGUUGGCCUCAGCACAACGUUUUCAAAGAAUGACCAUGUAAUUUCAAGAGGAUCCUAACAACAUUUCUGUCCAAUGAGACACAGAUAAGGGCUCUACGACUACAGAGUCAUAGUAGAGCCCUGGGGUCAGUCAGAUAUGGGUUUGAGCCCAUAAUAUUACUUCCUUCAUAUAUAAGGUCCCCAUGUGAAUUAAAUGAGAAAAAUCUGUGUGUAGUUCCUCAGCAGGGUUUGUAGCUCUAUACAUGGGAGCUUCUUUUUGGCUAUACCCACUUUACAGGUGGAAGACUUGUCAGGAGGUCACACAGCAGGCUGGUGGCAGAGCCAGGACAAGAACCUAUGACUGACAUUAGAGCAAUGGAACCCUCCAUUAGCCCCCAUCUCUUAACAUCUCUGGGAUUCCAGCAUCUCUGCCUGCGGUUGGACUUUUGUCUACUUGGUAAACACUGAAUGGCAUCUACUGCCACGCCCUUGACUAGGUACUGAGGAUACAAAGAGAUAAAACAUAAAGAUAAUCACUAUGUAAAGUGCUGAUUGGGCCCUUUGUUUUUCUCAUUCUAUAGUCUCAACCCUGUGGCUUUGUUUGUUUUGCUGAGGACAUUCAAAUCUAUACUUUCACAGUGGUGCUUUCCUGACUUCCAAACUGUAAUAACCAACUGCUUACUGGGAGUCUCCACAGAACCAGAAUAGAAUUUGUCGUCUCCCCACAAAUCUGCUCCUCCUCUGAUGAACCCCACUCAGGCACUCAAGACUUGUACACACUUCUCUCCAACACCCCAGUCUCCCCAAAUCCUGUAGUUUUUAUUAAAUAUAGAUUGCUUUGAAUUCCUCUAUUUGUCUCCACCUCCACUGUCAGAUGCCUGUUCCAGCUACCAUCAUCUCCCUGGGCGCUAAACAGACUCAAGAGUGAGGUUAUCCCCAGUAACCAAGAUACACAAGCCUCUCUCCAGCUCCCAGGCUUGGCACGUGCUGUAGUCUCUUUUUGGAACACUCCCCACCACUCCUGACCAGCGUUCACGUGUGUGUUUCAGAAGCUGUCCCUGUUCUCCGCCCAGGGCUUCUACAGCCCAUUAGUUGCCCCUGUACCAUAGGAAUUGUUGUGUAUCUUGGUCACUUCUCUACCUCCAGCACCUACUACUGUAUUCAAUGAAUGUUAAAUGAAUGGAUGACGAAUGAAAGACUGGGGCCAGAUCUUAAAAUGCGCAGAAGAAAACCCAGUCGGACUUUAUCCUGAGGGCGAGGCCAGUGUCUGCAUGAGGCUCGGGGCAUAAACACCCGUCUCCUGCCCAGGCUUGCCCCACUUCAUGGGCCCGUUCACUCCCAUUCUAGACAAAGUUUGGUUCUAAUCGCUCCCAGUUUCUUUCUUUUUUUAAUUCCGGCUCUGGCUCACUGGCACGGUGUCCCCGACACCGGCCCGAUCUGGAAUCAGGAGAUCUGGGAAAUCUGGGAUCCACAAUCACCAGCCCAACCCCCUCAAUGGUCACCAAUUUCCCCUUCCCUGCAAAGGGCAUGAGCUGCAACAUCUCCUAGCCUUCAGGAUUCCAAUAGCUGGCCAGAACCCUCCCUCACAUCCUCCCGAAGAAGCUUGGCCCUUGCCGGCCGCCGUUGCCUUUCCCCAACCUACUGGUUCGUCGUCCUGCCGCGCACGGUACUCAAGCCCCUUGCGCUGUAACCCAAGGUCUAGAGGGCGGGGCCUCGAUGCGACCCAACGCGUUUGCGCAGACCGCGCCAGUGGGGUAUAAAGGGCAGGGCGGGGGCGGAGACGUGCCUGUGGAGCUGGACGGCGACCGGGAAGGGUCAGUCCGUGCGUGAGCAGCCUUGGCGUUAAGGGUUCCUCGGUUGGAUCCAGAGAGACAGGACUUGGGAAGGAGGGGAGGAGUUAGGCUGGGUCAGCGAGGAGUUACGGGUUUGCAGAGCUAGCAGGAUGUCAGAUCUGGUGAUGUCCAGUGUAAGAUGAGGAAACUGAUACCCAGAAUGGGGCAGUCACUACCUCAGGGACACAUGGUGGGGGUAGGUGUGAUAAGGGAGGCCCAGAAAAGGGACAGAGACCCCAGCGCAGGGUACCUUAGCACGGUAGGGGUCGAGCCAGUGUUGGAACCCAGGGUUCUGUUUUACACCCAGCUGAGUCCCAUAAAAGCCCACCUGACUUCUCUAACCUCGGGACAGCUGCCGAAAAGCUGUAGAGGUAAAGGAAAGUAUUUUCAUUUUUCCAGCAAUUUUUAAGUUGGGAACGUUGGAGGGUGACGCAUUGUAUAUCACAAUGCCCAAUAUCAUUUGCAUCAGGAUCUGGGGCACUUUUUGAGAAUGCAGAUUCUUGAUCCCUAUUCUUAUCUUACCUUUUGGCAGCCCUCCAGUUCUUUAACUGUUCCUUCUUUCCGGAUUGUGAUAGGAUCUUCUCAAUGUGAAGCACCUGAUAUGAAUUUUUAAGUUCAAGUAACCUGAACUGAUCAGUCCAAGCUCUGGGAAGUUAACCGUAACUAAGAGAGAACCCCAGCUUUCACAUCUGAUUAAGAAGGUUCCCCUCCUCCAAGAUGGGUGCCAAAUGACGUGUAUCAGGUGUCUAUUGGUGAGACUUGGGGAAGAUCCCAGACCUUAACAGCCCUCUGAUUGAGUCCCCUCACUUUGUGGCAGGUAAGGUGUCUUUCUUCCCAUUUUGUAGAUGUGGCAGCUGAGUCUUAGAAGUUAUGUGACUUGUUCAAAGGGACCUGGUUUGUGGUGCAGGGAGUAAGGUGUGGGAGUGUGAGGGGCUCUUGGCCAAGCAUCUUACAAGUGAGGCUUUGUCUUUGUGCUCCCUUUGUCCUGAGGCUUUGCCCCUAAAUCUUGGCAUAACUGACUUCUUGUCAUUCACAUGUUUCCUCCUCAGAUGCCAUUCCCACCCCAUCAGUAUAUAUUUUUUUUUCACAGCUCUUACUAGUAUCUGAAAUUACUAAUUUUAUCUGUUUCUCUCCACCAUGUGAGUUCCAUAAGAACAGGGACAAUAUCUGUCCUGUUCACCACUUUACCACCAGCACCUGGAGUGAUAUCUGCUCCAUAGUAGAUCGUCAAUGUCGUUUGCUAAAUGAUAGAAAUAAGCUGGGGAGGGAGAAAGUCAGGGAAACCAACAUAGGUGGAAGCUUAGGAUGUUUUGGGUACUUUUCAUAAACUACUUCAUUUAAUGCCCUCACAGCUUUUCAACGUAGGUACUGUAUCUCCUUUGGGUAGGUAAGAAAACAUGCCAAGUGAGGCCAAGUCAGUGGCUUGUUACUUUUGAGGUGAUAGACUCCUUUGAGAAUCUCCAUUAGACACAAUCUUUUGGCACACCGUGUGGAGGAAUUCACAAACCUCCCUGAGCCCACUCGGGGGUCCCAGAUCAAGGAACCCAGGAUUGGGGAACUUGCCUGAGGUCUCUCUGGCCCCAAACCUUUGUUAGUUCCCCUCUCCACAGCAAGGUUAGAUUCCAUUUAGUGGACUACAGAGAGCCUCCUGAAGAUUCUGUAACAGAGGGAGAUUAUGAGGCACUGAGCCUUUGAUGUGUCAGACCUGAGUUCAAAUCCUGCCUCCAAAGCUAGCAGUGUAACUGUGGGCAACACUUCUCACUUCUCUGAAUCCCACUGCCCUCACUUUGAAAAUGGAAUCUAUUUUUUUUCCCUAACUAUAACUAAUCUUUAUUAAUCUGUUCACCAAGUGCCAGGUAUUUGGUUAAUGGCUUUACAGUUAUAUCACUUUUUAUGUGCCCUGACUUGCCAGAGAUCAUGCAGCCUCCCACGGUUAGCCACUGUGCUCCCACAUGUGCACAGGCUUCCUAAAGCUGGCUUUUGAAUCUAUUGCAGUCUCUGCUCUUGGGAUUUGUGGGAACAUUUGAGUCUGAAUUCACUGAAAAGAGACUAGGAAGGCUGCACUGCAGUGUGAAUGGAGGCCAGUGCCUUCAGUUGGUAUGUGUCUUUCCCACGGUGAGGGCCUCUCUCCAAGCCCGUACUAGGCCUCUCAAUUGGGACAUCUCUGCCCGUCCCGGGGUCUGCGUUGCACAUGGUCUGCUCUGUGCGUGCGUGGCUGCUGUCUCUUUUUAGCAGUGACAUCACCCUGCCUGGUAUUGUUGUUUAUGGGGCUGUCUCCCCACCUGGCUGGGGGCCAUUGCUUGGCCAUUCGGUGGAAUUCCUCUGUCUUCUAGCCCUAGUACAGACCUGGCCCAGCAGUGCUGCUCAGGAAAUGCCUGUGGAAUCAAAGUGAGGACUCUCCCAUGUGUUGAGGAUUUACUGUGUGCCAGGCCUGUCCUGGACACGUUAUAUGUGUUAUCUCAUUUACACCCCAUGGUAAUCCCGAGAGGGAGAAGUUACUGUCCCUCUUUUACCAAGAAGAAAUAGAGACUCAGCUGGGCUUUGCAUUAGGCCCACUUGCAGUGAUUGAUGACACCAGGGCUGAUUCCAGGCCUGUGCUCUCAUCGUGCAUAAGCAGUUCUUGAAACUAUGGUCUGAUAAAGGGGAGAGACACUCCUCAGCCCCCAGGACUCUCAGAGACUUUCUACUAACAAGAUUCUAGUCCAGCUGUCAUUUCAUCCAUGAGGAGGGGUGCCCCGCUGGCUCAGUCAGUAGAGCACGUGACUCGGGAUCUCAGGGUUGUAAGUUCAAGCCCCAAGUUGGGUGUAGAGAUUACUUAAAAAAAAUUUUUUUAACGUUUAUUUAUUUUGGGGAGACAGAGACAGAGAACGAGCAGGGGAGGAACAGAGAGAUGGGGGAGACACAGACUCUGAAGCAGGCUCCAGGCUCUGAGCUGUCAGCACAGAGCCUGACAUGGGGCUCAAACCCAUGAACUGUGAGAUCAUGACCUGAGCUGAAGCAAUCGCUCAACCAACUGAGCCACCCAGGCCCCCAGAGAUUACUUUAAAAAUAAAAUAAAAUAGGGGCUCCUGGGUGGUUUAGUCUAUUGAGUGUCCAACUUCAGCUGAUACCAUGAUCUCGUGGUUUGUAAUUUCGAGUCCUGAAUCAGGCUCUCUGCUGUCAACUCAGAGCCUGCUUCGGAUACUUUGUCCCCACCUCUCUCUGCCCCUCCUCAGCUCAUUCUCAUUCUCUCUCUCUCUCUCUCUCUCUCUCUCUCUCUCUCUCAAAUAAACAUUUAAAAUAAAAUAAUCCAUGAGAAAACAGAAGCCCAGAAAGGAGAGAUGACUUACUUACAGCCCUUCUUUUCCACUUACUGCUUAUCCUUACCCACUUACUUUUGGACAGGAUGGGAUCUGAUUUUACCCACCAUUAAACCACCCAGGUAGCCCUGGUCCAGGUCGACACUCAGUAAAUACUUCUAAAUUUUAUUUAUGAUGAAACAUUAAGAAGGAUAUACAGAUUAGUAUAACAAACACCCGUAUUCCCACCCCCCAGUCUAUGAAGUAAAACAUUGCUAAUAUAGCUGAAGGCCUCGUGCUCCUCCACAACUGUAAUCCCCCAGGAAUAAAGGCUCCCCUAAAUUUGUUGUUUAUUCUAUGUAAUUUUUUAUUGAGCUAUAAUUCAUAUGCCAUAAAAUCCAACCUUUUUAAGUAUACAAUUCAGUGGUUUUUAGUAUGUUCACAAGAUUGCACAACCAAUACCACUCUCUAAGUCCAGAACUUUUCCAUCACACCAAAAGAAACCCCAUACCCAUUAGCAGUCACCUCCCCAUUCCUCCACUCCAACCCCUGGUAGUCACUAAUUUGCUUCAUGUGUCUAUGGACUUGCCUAUUCUGGACAUUUCAUAUAAACGGACUCCUGUAGGUGGCCUUUUGCGUUUGGCUUGCGUCACUUACCAUUAUGUCUUUAAGGCUCAUCCAUGUUGUAGCGUGUACCAGUAUUCCGUUGUGUGGAUACACCACAUUGUGCACCUCCGCCAGUUGGUGGACAUUUGGGUUGUCUCUACUUUUUGGCUAUUAUGAAUGAAGGUGCUGUGAACAUUCAUGUACAGGUUUUUGUGGGGCUGUAUUUAAUUAUCUUGGGAAUAGACCGAGGAGUGGACUUGCUGGCUCGCAGGGUAAUUCUAUGUUGACCUUUUUUUCUCCCCCAAGUUGUUUUUUGUUUGUUUGUUUUUUUAAUUUAGGUAAUCUUUAUACCCCAUGUGGGACUCCCAACUCACGACCCUGAGAUCAAGAGCCACAUGCUUUUCUGACUGAGCCAGCGAGGCGCCCCUCUCUAUUGAACUUUUUGAGGAACUGCCAGACUGUUUUCCAGAGUGGCUGCACUAUUUUACAUUCCCACCAGCAAUGUCUGAGAGUUCCAAUUUUUACAUUCUUACCACGUGUUCCUGCCUGGCUGUUUGAUUCUGACCAUCCCAGUGGGUGUGAGGUAGUGUCACUUGUUUCAAUUUGCAUUUCCCUAAUGACUGAUGAUACUGAGCAUGUUUUCAUGUGCUUAUCGGCUAUUUGUUUAUCUCCUUUGUCUAUUCACAUCUUUUGCCUAAUUUUGUUUUACUUAAAAAAUUUAUUAUCGCUAAAUAUACGUAAAAUAUGCCAUUUUAGCCACUUAAGUGUACAGUUCGGUGGCAUUCGCAUUGUUGUGCAGAUAUCGCCACCAUCUGCUUCAGCAACUUUUUCAGCUUCCCCAACUGAAGCUCUGUACCCAUUGAACAAUAAUUCCCCGUUCCCCUCUCCCAACCAGUCCUAGGCAACCACCAUUCUACUCCUAAAUUACUUUUUUUUAAGUUUAUUUAUUUAUUUUGAGAGAGAGAGAGAGAAAGAGAGAGAGGGACCAUGAGCAGAGGAGGGGCAGAGAGAGAGAGAGAGAGAGGGAGAGAGAGAAUCCCAAGCAGGCUCUUUGCUGAGAGCAUGGAGCCCGAUGUGGGGCUCGAACCCACAAACUGCAAGAUCAUGACCUGAGCUGAAAUCAAGAUGCUUAACCACCUGAGCCACACAAGUACCCCUCCUAGACUGCUUUUUGACUCAGUUUCUCUUUCACUUAAUAAAAGAGAGGGUGCAUUUUUAAUUUCAGUUAUUUGUCUUUUUAUUGUUGAGUUAUAAGAAUUCUUCAUAUAUUCUGGAUCUUAGACCCUGAUCAGAUACAUGAUUUGCAAGUAGUUUCUCCCAUUCUCUGGAUUGUCUUUUUGAUUUGUUGAUAGUGUCCCUUUUUUUUUUUUUUUUCUUUUUUAAUUUGAGAGAGUGCACAAGCGGGGGAGAGGGACAGGUGGGGGAGAGAGAGAAUCCCAAGAAGGCUCCACACUCAGCAUGGAGCCCAACACCGGGCUUAAUUCCACAACCCUCAGAUCAUGACCUGAGCUGAAAUUAAGAGUCAGACUGAGCCACCCAGAUGCCCCUUGACAGUGUCCUUUGAAGUACAAAUGUUUUUCAUUUUGAGGAAGUCCAGUUUAUCUGUUUUUCCUUUGGUGCUUGUGCUUUGAGUAUCAUAUCUAAGAAACCAUUGCCUAAUCCAAAAUCGUGAAGAUUUGUACCUAUGUCUUCUUAGAGUUUUAUAGUUUUCACUCUUACAUGUAGGUCAUUGAUUCAUUGUUAGUUCGUUUUUGUAUAUGGUGUGAGGUAGGUCCUAUGCAUUUUUAAUCCUUUUACUAGGUGUGUGUUUCUAAACAUUAUUUGAUACAAUUUUUUGUUUUUUGGACUUUAAAUGGUAACAUUGUUUACAUUCUCAUGCAGCUUGCUGUCACUUCAGCCUUAUGUUGGGAGAGUCAUCCGUUUGAUCAGGGUCUCAAGAAGUCCCUGGACAGAUGGAACAAGAAUUUGGAGGAUGUGGGUGACCCUGGCCUCCUAGGAUGCAGGUGAUAAGAUAGCACCUCAGACUGAGGGCUGUCCAGGUAUCCUUCAACAGGUAAGAUUUUAACAAACUGUGGCACAUCCAUAAUAUGGAAUACUACUCAGUAACAGAAAGGAACACAUCAUUGAUGUAGGCAACAACUUGGAUUAAUCUCCAGGGAAUUAUGCUGAGUGAACAAAGUGAAUCUUAAAAAGUUACAUACUGUAUGAUUUCAUUUCAUUUUUUAAUUGACAAGUAAAAAAAAAUUUUUUAAUGUUCAUUUAUUUUUGAGAGAGAGAGAGAGAGAGCAUGAAUGAAGGAAGGGCAGAGAGAGAGAGAGGGAGACACAGAAUCUGAAACAGACUCCAGGCUCUGAGCUGUCAGCACAGAGCCUGACUCAGGGCUUGAACUCGGUAACCGUGAGAUCAUGACCUACGCCAAAGUCGGACUCUUAACCAAGUGAGCCACCCAGGCACCCCUGAAUUGACAAUUUUAGAAAUGGAGAACAGAUUGGAGGUUAAUUUUGGAUGGGUUAAGGAUGGGAAGGAGGAGGGUGUCUUGUUGUUGGAACUCUUCAGAAUAUUAACUGUAGUGGUGGAUCUGUGAACAUAUACAGGUGAUAAAAUUGUAUAGAACUUAAUACACACACACACAUACACACAUGUAUAUGUAAAACUGGGAAAACUUGAAUGAACUUGGGGGAUAGUAUCAAUGUCAAUACAGGUGAUCUCUCUGUAUUGUUUCUUAUAAUUGUGAAUAUGUAAUUACCUAAAAGAAAUUUCAAUUAAAAAAUGAAAUUUAAGGCCCAAAGUAUUGGCAGGACAAUAGAGAUAUUUGUAAGACAGCAUUCUCAACCCACAUAAAAAAUCCUGAGGGCUAGGGCGCCUGGGCGGCUCAGUUGGUUAAGCAUCUGAUUCUUGAUCUCGGCUCAGGUCAGUGCGGAGCUUGCUUGGGAUUCUUUCUCUCUGCCUCUCCCCCACUUGCAUGUGCAUAUGCCCCCCCCUCCAAAGAAAUAAAUAAACUUAAAAAAAAUCCCGAGGGCUAUGUGCAAGGAGGCUUUUUGCCCUUAAGUUAGCAAAGUCCAGCUCCACAGAGAGGUGGGCAGUAUUCCCUGAGAUGUGGAGGAGUGCAGGGUCACCCUAAACACUUCAAGAGACCCAGGGUAGACCCAUUGGGUUGGUUUCUGAGCUUAAUUCUUUGAGUCUCUCUGUCCUUCACCUCCUGAACUGACACCACUAUCAUAAGGGCAAGGGCAGAGCCACAAGCCACUCCCACUCCUCCCACUCCACCUCUGUUUGGUCUUCUGAGAAGGACAGAUGUUCCUUCUUCAUUCUCUACUCCACCAGGUUGCCCCUCCCCUGGGAUGUCCUGUAUCAAUUGUUACGAACUCUCUGUGCCUCCUCCAUGACUGUCUCCUCUACUAGACAGACUCCUGGACCUUGGGAACAAGACCAGAACCAGUCCCAAUCUGGGGGGCAUCAGAGAGUGUUUGUUAUACUCAACUAAAUGGGAAGUUGACCCUGGCUGAGAUAAACCUGUUCUGAUCCUGAGAUCCUAGGGAGGGCCUGGACUGUGGCAUAGGAUUUGGGGGGUAGUAUGGCUGUGGUCUUACAAGAUUCUGGGACUUUGUUUCCACCUGGUAGGCCCACUAGGAUAUCUCUUCCAGAAUGUUGGCUGCCCUGAACACUGCUUCAAAUUCUGUCCCCAGAAUGGGAGACCCAAGGAUCCUCCACUAGACUACCCCAACAUACAUGUACUCACAGGGAUCAUGUGUUCACAUUGCUGACCUCUUACUUUGGGAUAAGCACUUUGGUUUCUUUAUUUCUCUCAGCAACAUUUAUAAGGGAGGUAUUCUUUAUAUAUCCAUUUUGCAGAGAAGGAACCCAAGGCUCAGAGAGGUUAAGUAACUUGCUCAAGGUCACUUAGCUUGUAAGUAGCAGAGCAAGGACUUGAAGAGGCAUUCCUAAUGUGUGCCAGUCUAGUGCCUGCAGGUGCAAAGCUGAAAAAAAGAAACAUCACUGCCCUUAUGGAGCUAAUGAUAAAAUCACCAAACAUAUGUGUUUAUGUAUGGCAGUCAGAGGCUAAGCUCUUUAUAUACAUUAUAUAAUUGACUCAUUUACAACCAAAUGAAAUAAGGUUAUGCCCAUUUUACAAUGGAAAUUGAAGCUCCAGGAGGAAAAGAGACCUGCUCAAGGUCACAUAGCAAGUAGAAUACAGACCUGGACAGUCUGCUCUAGAGCCAGUGCUAUCAGACCCUCUUCUGCCAUCUCCUCCCUAGACCUAUUUUUGGCUUUUUCCCUCCUCUGUACACAGGCCCCCUCCAUGCUAUUAUUUCUGCCCUCCCUUCACCCCAGCUCUUCUGUCUAGCCUGUGUCCAUAGACCCAUUCAUAUUCUAAGCAUAGUUUGGAACCUGUGGUUGGGCCAGAAUAUCUAUCAGCACGAUGAUACCCCUCACUCUGACCCUUUCUGUUCCACCCAGCUGCCUGGCAAGGGGAGUCUUGCGGGAGACUACUACCCAGUCCCCUCACCUACCUGUGGUGGCCGGAAUAUGUGUGGCCUCUGCAGUGCAGAGGAUAGAGCAGCAGGAUGCCCACACCUGGCAGAGAGGCCAGCACACCAGGGGGUGCAGGUAGCACUGGGCCUGUCAGUGCUAGUGGUUCUGGAGGCUAAUAUGAGCAGCAGCAACUGCUGGCAUUAUCUAGCCUCUAAGAAUAGCUUGGGCUGAAGAGUUGGGGUCUGGGGCCAGGGAAGAGGGCAGGAGCCUGUUUCCACCGCCCCUGCCACCUCUGCUGCUGCUUGGCCUAGAAACUGGAAAGCCUCCCUUCUGGCUUACCAUUUGCUCUGGGAUGGUUUUGCAUGGAUGUGUCUUGCCUGCUAUUGGGCUGGAGGAAAGAGGGUGACCCAUAGACUCAGACCCAGGGCUGAGGUCAAUGAGCCCACACCCUGAGGACUGGCCCUCACCAGGCCUUCCCCAUUGGCAUAGAAUAGGAGCUUGCUUUUUCAAGGAUCAUGUUGGAAGUGAAUCUUAUUCAUUUAGCGAAUCCUUAAGAACUAGAUAAUAUAUACCCAUGAUUCAAAAUUCAAAAGUAUAAAAGGGUAAGCAAGAAGAAAAUCAGCCUCCCUCCCUUCCCUAGCCCUCAGCCACCUAUUCCCCUCUCCAGAGGCCACCGCUCUUACCAGCAAAGGUGGUCCCUCCAUAGGUAGGCACGUAAAUACGUGACUCUUCUAUCCCCCCAUUUUUGCAUGAGCGAUAGCACAUCCCAUCCAUUCUUCUGCCCCUUGCUUUUUUCACUUAAUGAUAUAUGUUGUAAAGAACAGUAAUUUACUGAGUCUUUACUCUGGCAUGCACUAUUGUAACUAAGCACUUCAGAUGUUAUAACUCAUAUAAUGUUCAUCAGAAUCCUGUGUUGUGGUAGGUCUUUUUUACGAUUUUCCAUUGUUCAGAGGUUAAAUAAUUUCCCAAGAUUUCAGAGCUGGUAAUUGGCAGAGCCAGGAUUCAAUCCCGGGAAGUCUGACUUUAAGGUGUUCUUCAUCACUACCCUAUACUGCCUCUCAUGCUUGAGCCCUGUCACUACAUAGCACCCCCUUACUCUCCCUAAGGGCCAAGGUAAGAAAUGUAUAUUGAGAGACGCCUGGGUGGCUCAGUCAGUUAAGUGUCCAACUUUUGAUUUCGGUUCAGGUCAUGAUCUCACAGUUUUGAGAUCUGGCUCUGCCUUGGGCGUGCAGCCUAUUUAGGAUUCUCUUUCUCCCUCUCUCCCUCCCCUGCUCUCACGUGUGCGCACGUGCUCUCUCUUUCUCUCAAAAAAAAAAUAUUAAAAAAAAUAAGAAAUGUACAUUGAACACUCACCAUGGCCAGGUUCAGGCUGGGAUACAGCAGAGAAUAAAAAAGAUUAGGUCUUUGCCCUCACGGAACUGGCACCCCAGUGUCCACACGUGUCUGUCAACCAAAGCAGGAAGAGGGAAACACACGUCACACACACCCACAUGUCCAAGUACAGGCCUGCUGUUUGCACACACUUUUCUCCCUUAUCCACUGAUCGUUUACUCACACAGCCUCUGAGCUGAAAGGCCUUCUA
Messenger RNA from Panthera uncia (snow leopard), 25887 nucleotides. It is a transcript of the gene ACSS2, whose product is annotated as acyl-CoA synthetase short chain family member 2. The record is from RefSeq and is a predicted model, not a curated record. Gene Ontology annotation, cellular component: cytoplasm. Gene Ontology annotation, molecular function: acetyl-CoA synthetase activity. Gene Ontology annotation, biological process: acetyl-CoA biosynthetic process. Bases 121 to 2271 code for a protein of 716 amino acids. NCBI's taxonomy places the organism in Eukaryota, Metazoa, Chordata, Mammalia, Carnivora, Felidae. The transcript is spliced from 22 exons.